AUGUCACGUCAACUGUGUUUCGCAUUUAAUUCUGAGCUACUGGAGGACCAUGGCCAAGAGCAAAAUUUUGAGAUGGCCAAAGCGAAAGUUUAUGCUUCUUCCGCUGCUGAGGUUGAUCCAGGUUCGAAAAAAAUAAUGUUUACAUCCGACGUGUGUCCGGAAAUGACACACAUGGUGAUUAAAGCCAAGACAGAUUUCCCAGAUUUAUGGCCCCAUACGAUUGAUGAGUACAGUGUGGCCGAAUUAAUAUUCAAAUUGAAGUCUGAAUGUCUGGCCCUUGCGAUGGAAAAUGAAAAUCUCAGAAAAACGUUUCCGGAUCGGCAGAAUAACCCUGAACGGGCCAUGACCCAACACAACCAACCUUUACACACCGCCUGGAAGUAUCUGAUUAACGGCACUUGCACUCCACUACUACCAAAAGAGUGCCGCUCGGAAUCUCCCGCCAACACCGUGCCCUCUGCCACCUCUUAUGCUGAUUUCAGGCAACAGGAGCAGCAGCAGCCGUUGACCUCGCGCAUCGUAGAGCACAACUACUCUACCUCGCUCGUUGGCGGCGGUGGCGGCAUUCCGGCAUCAGCAGCGGCUCCCGGAAUGAACACAAUUCUCGAAUAUGUGGAAGGCAACAAGCCUGAAGUCAGCCAGUUGGCGAUGCCCACCCUCACUGUGAAUCUACGCGAUCGCGUGGAUAGAAUUUGCCAACUGUUCGCCGAAGGGGACAAUAGCAGCAGUUUUCUCACGGUACCGACAUCUGCAGCAGCAGCAGCAGCACCACCACCACCU
This is a messenger RNA of Dibothriocephalus latus, 780 nucleotides long. Lineage: Eukaryota; Metazoa; Platyhelminthes; Cestoda; Diphyllobothriidea; Diphyllobothriidae. The record is from the annotation of a GenBank genome assembly.